AUGGAUGAAAUAUGUCUUUUAGCCUUGAUUGGCUUGCCAGCUGUUGGCAAAACCAGUUUCUGUAAAUUGCUGUUACAAAUUGAGUCAGUGCCCUUUAACGUUUGUCACAUCUGUUAUGAUGAGUUCAUUGACAUCUCAGAGGAGAAUCUGGUUAAUUAUAAAGAGCAAAGGGAUAAGUUAUUAAAUACGUUAGAUAAUAAAAUAGGGGCUUGGAAAAGUUUUAAAAUUUUUAAUGAAACUUUGAUGAAAUCUUGUUCUGCCUACAAGGAUAAUGGCAGGAAUCGCUUAUUAAUAUUGUGUGAUGACAAUCACUUUUAUGGUAGCAUGCGUUAUCGCCUAUACCAAAUUGCCCGUAAAUAUGGUUUGUCAUAUGGCCAAAUUUUCUUCGAUUGUACCCUGGAUUUGGCACUGCAACAAAAUACUGUGAGAGAGGGAUCACAUAGAGUACCCGAAGAGGUCGUUACAAGAAUGUAUACAAAAUUGGAAGUUCCAGACCUGAAGAACAAUUCCUGGGAACAAAAUACUUUCACUUUGGCUACUGAAAAUUUAAAUAAGGAAUAUAUUUCUUUGAAUUUAGUUCCAUUUAUUGUUAGAAAUUUUGCUGUGCCUCUAAAACCUUUAGAAUUUCCAGCUACAUGUCCCACAAAACAAUCUCAGGUCCAUGAAUUAGACUUGUUAAUGAGAAAACACAUAGGAACUGUAAUUAGUAAGAUUCCACCAAAUGUAAAUAAGAAACAAAUUGCUUUAGUUUUAAAUGAUAGUCGUAAGGACAUUCUUGAUGAUUGUAAAGCUUUGGAACACUUGGUAGAUGCUGAUAUAAGGAACUUUUUACAGUUAUUUGAAGGCAAAAUUGAAUCUGUUUUAAAUGGUCAUAAAUUAGCUGAAGAUAAAUAGUAAUAAAGAAUGUUUUCAAUAAAACUUUUACAAAAAAGUGCAAUGACUUUCGUUAGAAUAACAAUGCUUUGGGGUCCCCGACAGAAGUCCAAACUUAAACAUUUGUUAAAAAAGUGUCUUUAAAUCCAUUUCUUGAUUUCUUGUAUCGUUUUGUUUAUUUUUGAAGUACAUAUAAACUACAUUUAAAUAUUCGUAUAUAUUCUAAAUUCUUAUUGAUUUAAAAUGCUUUCAUCGCACUUAUUUUUUUUACUUUAUUUUAUUUCAUCUAUUAACUAGAAUAUUUUUUCAAUACAUACUAAGAAUGAGAGCAACUACAAAAUACAACAAGUUUUUCAUGUUUCAGUUUAUUUUUUAAUUAAUGUAGUUGUUUGUGUUUUUUCAAUCAUUUGAGAAUGUAAUAAAUUUGAGAUAUGAUAAAAACGACUUGAGCAAAUAAACAAACACAGGUGGGCAAGUGUAAAGAAGUUCGUUUGAAAAGGUUAAUGACAAUUACUUGUAAAACGGAAAUGUAUGUUGAACUGUAAAAGCUUCUUGAAGUAGAGGAAAGAAAGGGAGUCUCAAGAAGAAUACUGUAAGACAGACUCAGAAUUCUUUCAACAAAACUUUCUUUUGCUGCAAUUUUGUUGCACAAGUUUCACCCGUGGUUUCUUUAUUUGCCAGGUUUUUUCUGUACAUAUUUA
Molecule: messenger RNA, 1574 nt
Organism: Musca domestica (house fly)
Lineage: Eukaryota; Metazoa; Arthropoda; Insecta; Diptera; Muscidae
Gene: Pstk
Product: L-seryl-tRNA(Sec) kinase
Exons: 1
Coding region: 1-894 (297 amino acids)
Molecular function (GO): tRNA binding; kinase activity
Source: RefSeq, a predicted model, not a curated record